Molecule: messenger RNA, 3762 nt
Organism: Spirodela intermedia
Lineage: Eukaryota; Viridiplantae; Streptophyta; Magnoliopsida; Alismatales; Araceae
Source: the annotation of a GenBank genome assembly
AUGGCCUUCCAAAGGCGCCGCCAGAAGGAGCGGCGUCGGAUUCCGUGGUUCUCCACCGCGACGCUCGUCUCUGGGGCCGCGGUCGUCCUCCUCGCUCUCCUCGCAUUGGUCUCUUUCCUCGGGCCUCCGCUGAUCGAUCACCCCGCCUUUCCCAGCUCCGGUCGCCACGUCCUGAGUAGUUCCACCCCGCCGAUAUUGGUAAAGUCGUGUUGUCUUUUUCUUUGAGUUCUCGACAUUCUUCUUUUCUCUUUCAUAUAUUUUUCCCGUGGUUUACAUGCAUUUCGGUGCUUCCUGUGAGGACUUCUCAGUUCGAUGAUCACGCCGUCGGAACCGAGAGAAAAUUAUCGGGGGCGUGGACUUUCGAUGUGCCGGAUGGAUUUUCUAUCACUUUUUAACAAUUAUAAUCUGAUGUUUUUGGUGGUUUAUCUGACAGAUCAUAAAUGCUAUUUUUGCCUCUGUUCGUAUUAACAUGUUCGUAGUUUUCAACCAUAGAGUGGAGAUGACAGCUCGGAGAGCAAUCUUUGGGAAUCAAAGCUGUCCAGAAAUUACCAGGGCUGCAGCGAACCGAGCAGCGAAUUUGGUAAUGAGCGAUGAAAUCUCAUCGACUUUCUUCUCGACUUUAAUUAGAUCUUGCAUGUAUAUUCAGUUUCUUUUGGAAUUUCUAUAUCUGACGCACUUAAAUCGGUCAUUCAGCGUGUUGAUAAUGCCUCUUCCUUUAGAACUCCGGGAGUAAGAUUUUUGUGUUCUUUGAAGCAGCAGGGUCUACCACAUAUUCCAGUAGGUUCCUGAUGAUCGCAACCAAUGGAGGCUUAAACCAACAAAGAACUGGGGUACAGUUUCCGCCUCCUAUUUGGGUUUUCCAAGUUUGUUUCUUCUUCAAGAGUAUUCAUAGGAACGACUAUCGCCGGCAUUAGAAAUUUUUCUGUAGCCUGCCAAUGAUUGAGUCGCGUAAAAUUAUCAGGCCACAGUGAUGGGUCAAUAACAUUGAGCGCGAAAUACGAGACCGAAAUUCUCUUGUUAAAUUAAUGGAAAACUUCACAUUCUUUCCUUCCUUACAGAUAAUCGAUGGGGUGGUCGUAGCUCGUAUUCUGAAUGCAACGCUCGUUGUUCCUAAAUUGGACCAGACAUCCUUCUGGAAAGACUCGAGGUUUGCUUCAAACUAUUUACUCUGUUAAUUCUUCAAUUUUCACCUAUUAAAAGCCCGAACGAGAGAUCAGGACAGUAAUGCCAUUCAUACUCUCGCGUUAUGUGGGUAAAUCGCCCACAAAUUACACAACAUCCGAACAUGUGAAUUAAAGUACAGAAUAUAUCACAACAUUAGGGGAUCUAAUCAGUUUUUUGAACUACUAAUCUGAAGAACAUUGAUCCCACCUUUGCGUUCCAAUGCAGCAACUUCUCCGACAUCUUUGAUGUCAACUGGUUCAUUGAAUCGCUCUCAAAAGAUGUAAGAAUUAUAAAACAGCUCCCAAGGAAGAGUGGAAAAGCAUCUCUCUAUCCGUGGACCAUCCGUGUUCCAAAGAAGUGUACUCCGAGAUGCUAUCAGAAUCGUGUCUUACCUGCCCUUCUGAAGAAGCAUGUAAGUGCCGAGUUCUCUAGCCUGGAACUAUCUUCACUUGGGUUUUUCCUUGUCAUUUCGAUGACGGUGAAGUAUCAUCGGCAAACUGCUGAAAUGCAUGCAUCCUAGUGCCUUUUCCAAGGCAUAACCCAUCUCAGUGAUGAUUUGUCCAAAUAGGAUGAAAGGCAGAGGAGAUAUGGGAUCCCUUUGAUGCUUCAGAUAUUGAAGUACCCACACAGUUAUCCAUUGAUCAGAGAACCGAGGGAUUUUAUCUUCAUUGCAUCGUGAGAUUUUUCUUGCUCAGUGGGGCUUCAAUUCCAAUCCCAUCAGACUGCAAAACUUUACCUCAUUGUUCUCCUGCCCUGUUUUUAGCGAUGGAUAUACCUCUGAGAAGGCUGCCUAGUUGUCCAGAGUCGGCAUCAAAUCAUUUAUUUAUUAUGUUUCAUAACUUUCACCCCAUUCAGCAUCCCUUUGAAUCUAGUGGAUGAAUGACUCGACGCCUCUUUGUGUUGAUUUUGUGGCUCAAAUUUAGGCAAACAAUGCGUAUAAUAAUCUGUUAUCUCCUCUGUUUCCUUUAAUGCUCUGUCAAAAUACAGUCAAUCGCUUCCCAUUUCUUCUGGCAAAAACCAACUGGGAUCUUCUAGUUCUUGGCUCAUGGCGUUCGUAUUUUACAUUUUUCACCAGUUUCUUGUUUUUUUUUAUGUACAACUCGAUCGAAUUACGAGUUUUUCUUUUUACUUUAAAAGAAUAGCAUUAAAUGCUUUAUUUCGAUGGUCUGAUUUCAUCCUCAAUUUCCAGGUCGUCCAGAUCAAGAAAUUUGACUACAGCCUUGCAAACAAGUUGGAAAAGGAUCUGCAGAAGCUUAGAUGCCGGGUGAACUAUCACGCAUUGAAGUUCACGGGUCCUAUACUCGAAAUGGGCAACAGACUAAUCGAGAGGAUGAAGAUGAAGAGCAAGAACUUCAUUGCCCUCCAUCUGAGGUACACGUCUGCGGGGCCCUUUGAUGCCGCUCACGUUGACUAAACCUAUACUAAUAUUAUUGUUAUUAUAUUAGUAUAAGAAAUAUAGUAUAUAAUAUACAUAAAUCAAUCAUUUUUAUUUUCAAUCCUUUUUGUAUAUAUAUAUAUUUUUUAUUCUGAUUUAUUUUUUUUUCUUUUUUUUGGGUCCCCUGGUGACAGAUUUGAGGCUGACAUGCUUGCCUUCUCUGGGUGCUACUACGGGGGAGGAGAGAAGGAAAUCAGAGAACUGGGUGCAAUUAGGAAGAGGUGGAAGACUCUGCAUGUAAGAUGGGUUGACCCCUGACCAGGUUCUUUUUUUUUAAUUAUUAUUAUUAUUUAUUUAUUUUAAAGGAGCAUUCUGUAGCAGCAGCCGGCAUGUUUCUUCUUUGUGAAUAUGACAGACCAGCAACCCCGAAAAGGAAAGAAGGCACGGGAAAUGCCCGUUGACUCCCGAGGAAGUCGGUCUCAUGCUGCGGGCGCUGGGCUAUGGGAGCGACGUCCACCUGUACGUGGCAUCCGGGGAAGUUUACGGAGGGGAAGAGACGUUGACCCCCCUGAAGGCCCUCUUCCCCAAUCUCCACUCCAAGGAGUCACUCGCCAGCCGGGAGGAACUCGCCCCCUUCUCCCCCUUCUCUUCCCAGAUGGCCGCUCUCGACUUCAUCGUCUGCGACGGAAGCGACGCCUUCGUCGCCAACAACAACGGUAACAUGGCCAAAAUCUUAGCCGGUCGAAGGUACUCUCUCUCUCUCUCGAUCUCUAUCUCUCUCUCUCUCUCUCUCUCUCUCUCUCUCUCUCUCUCUCUCUCUCUCUCUCUCUCUCUCUCUCUCUCUCUCUCUCUCUCUCUCUCUUUCUCUCUCGAUCUCUAUCUCUAUUCUAUCUCUCUGUGUUGCUUGCUGUUUACGGAAACUGGUUGUGAUCUUCAGGAGGUAUUUUGGGCACAAGACGACGAUACGACCGAACGCGAAGAAACUGUACUCGGUGUUCCAGAGCAGGGGGAACAUAACCUGGGAAGAGUUCGCCUCGAAGGUCCGCAGCCAUCAGAGGGGCUUCAUGGGGGAGCCUAACGAGGUGAGGCCCGGCCGCGGCGAGUUCCACGAGAACCCCUCUCCCUGCAUCUGUGAAAUCUCCGGGGUUCUUCAGGACGAGGACGAUGACGAUCCCGAGGAUGCCAGAAUGCAUUCUCGGAAUCGACUUUUGGCGCGUAACUAA